Molecule: messenger RNA, 879 nt
Organism: Dacryopinax primogenitus
Lineage: Eukaryota; Fungi; Basidiomycota; Dacrymycetes; Dacrymycetales; Dacrymycetaceae
Exons: 7
Coding region: 1-879 (292 amino acids)
Biological process (GO): glucan catabolic process
Molecular function (GO): hydrolase activity, hydrolyzing O-glycosyl compounds
Source: RefSeq, a predicted model, not a curated record
AUGAUCAGCAAGGUCUCCGCCCUCUUGCUCGGCCUGGCCGGCUCCGCCGUCGCCACGACGUACAAUAUUGCUGACACCUACAUCGGCUCCCAAUUUUUGUCUCGAUUCACCUGUAAGCGAUUGCUGACCCGACUCACGGUCGCGUCAACUACGUCUCAGGCUACGGCGCUCGCCAACAACCUGACUUACGCAUCUGGUAACACGUUCAUCAUGCGGGCCGACUACACGACUACUCUUACCUCUUCUGGGCCCGGUCGUAACUCGGUUCGCAUCCAGUCCAACAAUACGUACACUUACGCCCUGAUGGUACUCGAUCUGAGCCACAUGCCCGAGGGCUGCGGCACCUGGCCAGCUUUCUGGACUACUGGCGCGACCAAUUGGCCGACUUGCGGAGAAAUCGACAUUAUUGAGGGUGUCAACAAUGAAAUGGUCACUAAUUUUACUUGUCUUAUGGAUAUUUCUGGUGGAACCUCCGCUUCUACGGAUUGUAAUGCCAAUGACAACGGCAACCAGGGUUGCGGAGUACAUUCCAGUUUCAGCAACUCUUUCGGACCCCCCUUCAACGCUAAUGGCGGCGGUGUCUACGCCAUGGAGCGCACGACGACGUCGAUUUCAGUUUGGUUCUGGCCCACUAACUCCGGUCUGGCUCCUUCUGCUGUGUUGUCUGGCGCCUCGUCCUUGGACACCAGCACCUUCGGCGAGCCUGAUGCUCUCUUUGUUAACACUGACUGCGACAUUCCAUCCCACUUCACCGCGCACAACAUCAUCUUUGAUCUCACCUUCUGCGGUGACUGGGCUGGCAAUGCUUAUCCAAGCACUUGCCCCAGCGACUGCAAUGACUAUGUCGACAACAACCCUUUCGCGUUUGAGAAUGCGUAA